Heterocephalus glaber (naked mole-rat) is the source of this 5110-nucleotide messenger RNA. Lineage: Eukaryota; Metazoa; Chordata; Mammalia; Rodentia; Bathyergidae. The record is from RefSeq and is a predicted model, not a curated record.
UGGUGCAGUGGUGCCUAGCCUCUGGGCCGGUUCAGGAUGCUCUUCCACGCUGGGUAGAGCUGCUUCUCUCACAGCCAGCGCUGUCCCUGAGGCUGAGCCUACGAGAGGGAGCAGGGCGGCGCUCCGGGGUCCUCUUCUUCCCUCCUCCACUCCUGCUUUGGACCUGGUGAUCAAAUAUGAACCAUGGAAGUCGAAGUCUAGCCGACACGCCCCGAGCAUCUGGCCCUUGAUCUAUUCGGGAAAGAUGUGUCGGUACAGCCGGAGGGCGGAAUGUUUGCGGGGGCGUAGUGGUCCGAGGUGAUAUCAAGUCUUUCGACCUGUUGCAGUCAUGGGGGCUUACACGCAUUCCAAGUUUGGACUGAGUGCGAACCCCUUACCUCCACUCCGCUGCUGACAUAGGGUCAUGAAUCAGGGACGAGAGGGAGCACAGAAAAAGCAGAGCCUCCCCAAGCCAUUUAGGAGCAGAAUAAGCCUUUUGGAGGGCACACUCUGCUGGAGCAAUGGCAGGACCCAAAGGCAACUUGACCCUACUUCUCACCGACUAUGUGGUAACAGUGACCUGGGAAUGACUUUGUGAAAUGAAGCUUCUCUAGGAAGGCUGCGUUUGAGCUUGCAGAUUGUUUGAAUUUGUUUAAAUUUUACUGAUUAGAGUGUUGUGACCUUGUGGAGAGACUUUGUUGUAAACUAAGAAGCCUAAGUUUUAUUGGGUAAUUUUUGGUCCUUUGCUAACCACUUGUUACUGGUCUCUGUCUGGUUUAGGAUUUUUUUUUUUUGUAUGAUGAUUGGAUACGAUCUUAAAAGGUAUGUUAGGCUUGAUGGACAUCUGGCCUGUAUUAAAUCAUAAGGCUGGGAAUGAGGCCGAACGGAGUCUUGUAGAUUUCCUUGCCUUUUUGUAGUUUCCAUACUUGAUAACUCUGCCUUUUUUUUUUUUUUUUGGUACCAGGGAUCGAACUUGGGACCUUGGGGUUACAAGGCAGGCGCCGGAACCACUGAACUAAAUCCCCACCAGCCCCUCUGCCUGCUUUCUUUUGGGACCAUAAAAGGCUUGUGUAAUCUCUUCACAGUAGGACCAUGGCUUUCAGUGAAUUCUCCUAGGACCAUGUCCUUUGGGAUUACAUGUUGUUAAGCUGAGUUUAUGUUCCUGGGGUGUGGUCAUUGUGUUGGCCCAGAAUAAAUCAUUUUCUUAGAUUUUGUUUUUGUUUUUCUUUUCUGAGACAAGGUCUCACUGAGUAGCCCAGUCUGGCCUUGAACCUCCUCCUGCCUCAGCUUCCUGAGUGCUGGAAUUACAGCUGUGUGCUGCCAUGCCCAGCUUAGAAUUGUUAAUUGUUUUUGUGUCAGCACCUUCCACAAUAUAGUUAUGAAUUUGCUCGGUUAUAGAAUAACAAAAUAAUUACAAUAUUGCUAAAACAAAUUUCCUACCUAUAGCACAGUAUUUGGAUACAAGACAUUUUAUCUUUAGCCUUACAGUAAUUAGUUAAAAUACUGUUUUCCAGAAUUACUUGGUUCUUGACAUUCUCAGUACUUCAUUAUGGUUUUGUUAUUCAAUUGUAGUAAGGCUUAUUGGUUGUUUCUAUUACAUUUAUUACAUUUUAGGUCCUCCCCUCCACCCCAUCCUAGUUGGGGUGUGAGUGUGUGUGUGUGUGUAUUUAAGACUGUAUAAAGCCAACACAACUGUAAUCUCUGUUACUUGGGUAUUUUAGGAGGGUGGGCAAAGUAGGAGCACAAAUUCAAAGGCACCCUAAACACCUUAGCCAGACCUAUCUCCAAAACAAAACCCAGGGCUGGGGUGUGGGGGGGUGUUGCUUAUUGCCACAGCUCUUGUCUAUCAUAUGGUAGGCCCUAGCUUCACCCCCUAGUACAGUGGUACCUUAGUACUUCUUGUUAGUUGAUCGUGGGAGGCACAAGUACCAAAUUUUGGCUGGAGAGGGUAGCAAGUCACAAGGCAGUUGACAUAAGUUCUAGAUUUUGCACCAAGUACCAAACAGAUGAAGAGCACUGGGACAAAAUGUGUCAAGUCCCAAAUUUGAGGAGAUUCAAAGCAUUCAAAUACUGAGGUGUGACUGUACUGCCAAAAAUGAGAGAGAGAGAGAGAGACUGAGAGAGACUGAGUCAGAAUGAGUAUCUGUGGACACACCACUAAAUUAAGAAAGAACAUUUCCUAUACUGCUUCAUCUAUGUGUUCCUCAUCCAACUCCUAGCCUCCCACCCCUAGAGGUAUAAAAUCCUGGAGUUCCUGGGAGCUACCAGCAGUGACUUAGCAAGGAGGAGUUCUGGGCACUGAGCUACUCCAGCCCUUCUCUGAGAGGGACACUAGGUGAUGGCAGCCAGGCUCCUCACAGCCUGGCCUCAGAAGUUGGUGACCUUUGAGGAUGUGGCUGUGUACUUCACUCAGACGGAAUGGGAUGGCCUGUCCCCUGCACAGAGAGCCCUGUAUAAGGAUGUGAUGCUGGAGAAUUAUGGACAUGUGACUUCCCUAGGGUUUCCACUUCUGAAACCGGCUGUGAUCUCACACCUGGAGAGAGGAGGUGAGCUGGAGGGCCUAUCUCCUCUGGCCAUUGUGACUGGAACAGGCCCUCAGGGCCUCUGGACUGAUAUUGAUAUACAGACAAACAAUAAUUUGACAAAGGAAAUGUAUGAAGAAAAAGAUAGCACAUCAUUUGAACUUCCGAAGGACUUUUCCCUGGAAACAGACACUUUAGAAGCCUAUAUGCCACAGCAACAACAGGAAGUCCACUCAGCAGGAACGUUGACAAAGGAAAACAGCAAUAGCAUGGAUGGAACAGUGAAAGAUGAAACAAGCUCCAUGGAGGAGUGUUCCUUUAAUAACAGUACAAACUUGUUUCAGCAUCAUAGUAUCUCCACUGAAGAGCAGCACCCUGGUUGUAUAGGACUGAUGAAAGCCUUCAGCUUUGACACAGAACUUAUUAAGCAUGAAAUAAUUAAUACUGUGGAAAGUACUUUGAAAUGUGAAAAUUUUGUGGAAACCUUCACAUUUGACUCUCAACCUAGUCAGCAUCUAGAAAACUAUACUGUAGAGAAGCCUUACCAGUGUGUGGAAUGUGGCAAAGCCUUCAGUGUUAAUGCAAAAUUAAUUUGGCAUCAAAGACUUCAUAGUGGGGAGAAACCCUUCAAAUGUUUGGAGUGUGGGAAAUGCUUCAAUUACAGUUCCCAUUAUAUCACACAUCAGACAAUCCACAGUGGGGAGAAGCCCUAUCAAUGUAAGAUUUGUGGGAAAGCCUUUAGUGUUAAUGGGAGUCUUAGUAGGCAUCAGAGGACCCAUACAGGAGAGAAACCCUAUCAGUGCCAGGAGUGUGGAACUGGCUUUGGCUGUAGUUCUGCAUAUAUUACACACCGGAGAGUCCACACUGGAGAGAAACCUUAUGAGUGCAGUGAUUGUGGGAAAGCUUUCAAUGUUAAUGCAAAAUUAAUUCAACAUCAGAGAAUCCACACUGGAGAGAAACCUUACGUGUGCAGUGAGUGUGGGAAAGGCUUCAGGUGCAGCUCCCAGCUUAGGCAGCAUCAGAGUAUCCAUAGUGGAGAGAAACCCUAUCCAUGUAAAGAGUGUGGAAAAGCCUUCAAUAAUAAUGCAAAACUCAUUCAGCAUCAAAGAAUCCACACAGGUGAGAAACCUUAUGGGUGCAAUGAAUGUGGAAAAGCCUUCAGUGUCAAAGGAAAGUUAAUCCAGCAUCAGAGAAUCCACACUGGUGAGAAACCAUAUGGAUGUAAUGAAUGUGGAAAAGCCUUUAGGUGUAACUCUCAGCUUCGACAGCAUCUGAGGAUCCAUACUGGGGAGAAGCCCUAUAAGUGUGAUGAGUGUGGAAAGGCUUUCAGUGUUAAUGCAAAACUAAUGCAACAUCAGAGAAUUCACACUGGGGAGAAGCCUUUUGAAUGUAAUGAAUGUGGGAAAUGCUUUACUUCUAAAAGAAAUCUACUUGAUCAUCACCGAAUCCAUACUGGAGAAAAGCCUUAUCAGUGCACGGAAUGUGGGAAAGCUUUCAGUAUCAAUGCCAAGUUAACUAGACAUCAACGAAUACAUACUGGAGAAAAACCUUUCAAGUGUAUGGAAUGUGAGAAAGCAUUCAGCUGUAGUUCUGACUAUAUUGUGCACCAGAGAAUUCAUACUGGAGAGAAACCCUUUCAGUGUAAGGAGUGUGGAAAAGCCUUCCAUGUUAAUGCCCAUUUAAUUCGACAUCAGAGAAGCCACACUGGGGAGAAACCUUUCCGAUGUGUGGAGUGUGGCAAAGGUUUCAGCUUUAGUUCUGACUGUAUUAUACACCAGACUGUCCACACUUGGAAGAAACCUUAUGUGUGUAAUAUCUGUGGGAAAGCCUUCAGGUUUACCUUCCAACUCGGUCAGCAUCAGAGUGUCCAUAAUGAAGGGAAAUGUUAGUAAUGAGAAGGAUGAAGAAGCUCUGAAGGUUAAUGCUGAAGUAGAUCAUGCAUCAUCAGAUUCACCCUGGAGGAAUACUCUAGGAAGGAAAUGAAUGUGGCAAAGUCUUCACAUGGAAACAUAUUUUCUGUUUUAUUCAAUUUUUAAUGAGGAAUGUAUCACUAGUUAAAAAGUAAUAUCUAAAGGACCGGGGAUUUAGCUCAGUGGUUCCACCGCCUGCCCCGCAAGCACAAGGACUCAAGUUCAAUCCCCUGUACCAAAAAAACCCCAAAAACAAAACAAAAAAAUAAUAUCUAAAAAUAAAUAACUUUGUUUUAUACCAACAACCAGCGAGAAAAUACUGAAGAAAAUAUCUCCUUCCCAGCAGUAUCAAGAACAGAUUUUCUAGAAACAUUUGUUUUGUGGAACCUAUAUGGUGAAAAUUAUAAUUCUCCACUGAGGGCUACCAGAGGAAGCUUGAAUAGAGAGAGAGAAAAAAAUUGUGUUCUUAUAUAGAAAAACCCAUAUUAUAAAGAUGUCUGCUCUACCUAAACUAAUUUAUUUCUGUUUAAUUUUUGGCACAAGCAUGUAUUUUAUAAAGAAGAAAAAGAUUUCACUUUUAUGAAAUAGGAAACUUCAAAGUAUCAGAUGAAUGCUAGAAACAAAAUGUUGAUAAAUUGAUCAUUUGUAUGUUUUUGUUUUAAAUACUCCCAAAUAAAGUUAAAAAGGUAAAGCAUAAAA